AUGUCCGAAGUUACAACGAGUUUAACAUCGAUGGAAUUAAAAGCUGAUCGUGAAGCAAGUGCUGUAGCUGAAGAAGUACUUAGUUCAAUUUGUAUUUUAUUUAUUAUCAAACUUGAAAAAAAUUAUUUAUUUAAAAAAAAAGGUUAUUGGUAUGGACCAAAAAUAAUUCAACAUGGUGAAUAUAAUAUCGGAACAGUUAUGAUUGUAUUUAUUAUAAUAUUAGUAUCUGUUUUUAAUUUCGGACAAGCCAGUCCACAUUUACAAGCAUUAGCUCAAGCCAGAAGUGCUGCAUCAUUUGUAUGGAAUAUGAUUGAUGAACCAUCAACAAUUAAUAAUAAUUUCGAUAAAGGAAUUAAAAAAAGUGAUUUAAUUGGUGAAACAGUUGCAUCGGUUGGCUCAUCUGGCUCGGCUACUAGUGCACUUGAUAAUGAAAGUGAAACAAUAGUUCAAGAGGCUUUAGAUCGUGCAUCUCAAGAUCGAACAACAAUUGUUAUUGGACAUCGUUUAUCAACAAUUCAAAAUGCUAAUAAAAUAAUUGCUAUGCAAAAAGGUGAAAUAAUUGAAGAAGGAAAUCAUGAAUAA
This is a messenger RNA of Adineta steineri, 582 nucleotides long. NCBI's taxonomy places the organism in Eukaryota, Metazoa, Rotifera, Eurotatoria, Adinetida, Adinetidae. The record is from the annotation of a GenBank genome assembly.